Molecule: messenger RNA, 867 nt
Organism: Fomitopsis serialis
Lineage: Eukaryota; Fungi; Basidiomycota; Agaricomycetes; Polyporales; Fomitopsidaceae
Exons: 4
Coding region: 61-867 (268 amino acids)
Source: RefSeq, a predicted model, not a curated record
CUGAAGCAUCCACCAUUACCCUUUUCCCGGAAACAUCGCAAUAUUGAUUCACUCUGAAAAAUGGGACAAUACUACAAGAUGCUGAACAUCGACAAGAGAGAGACGUUGGAGUUUAGCUCUUCGAAAUUUUGGGACGUACUGUCCAGGGAUGACCCCACUCGGCUGAUUCGGAUGUUAGCAAUUCCUCGAAAGCUCGAGCCGUAUGGACCUGUCAGUGUGAACAAACGCGGUCUUAGCACGGACACUCGCGACCUUGGUGCACCGGAUCUACCGUAUGACGUUCUGCACCAUAUAUUCAGCAAGAUCUACUCCAAGGACAUCAAGGAUGCCGUUUACCUCGCCCUCACGAAUUCAUUGCUACGUGACCUCGGGCAGAAGCGCGUCAAUGAAGAGUUGGUGUCGGGCGAAUACCAUGCCCCAUGGUACAGUGAACGCCUCAUCCUAGUCGGCGAAAACGUUGACGGCGAUGACCUACCUGCCGAUAUGUUGCUGGAAGACGAGAAGGAGGAACUCGCCGGUAAUGCCAUUGUGGAUGACGACCCGUUCGUUCUCGCCUCUACAAUGCAGACAGAUUCUACCAUGACGACAGGAGACUGCCGUUUCUCUGGAGCGCCAAGUUUCACCAGUACAACACCAGGCCUGUCUUCUGCGGAACGCGAGGAAAUGGAACUAUUGGUGGAGGAAGAUUCUAUUGGGACGGAAAUCCUGCGACCGAGUGGAUUCUGUACAACUGGACAACUUCCGAAUAUGGAGACCUGGGACGACGCAACGGACAAGGUCAUAAACGAGGUCAUGGAUAUAUGGAGGCAUGUGUUGCCACGGCGUAUACUGGACAAACUCCCAGCCAGCAAACAUACGGUCAAAUGA